This is a messenger RNA of Magnolia sinica, 1421 nucleotides long. RefSeq names its product GDSL esterase/lipase At2g31540-like. The record is from RefSeq and is a predicted model, not a curated record. Gene Ontology annotation, molecular function: hydrolase activity, acting on ester bonds. The coding region runs from base 339 to 1421 and encodes 360 amino acids. Lineage: Eukaryota; Viridiplantae; Streptophyta; Magnoliopsida; Magnoliales; Magnoliaceae. The transcript is spliced from 3 exons.
CCCAUUGGGAUGAAUUGAAAAAACUGAAAAUAUAGGCUGAUAUAAAACUUUUAUGUGUAUGAGAAUGCUUCAACGGUGCUCACUGAAUUCCCACUGUUUCCUCUCGUUUGAUCCACUUAAGUUUUGGAUACACUUUAUUUUUUGUCACACGUCCUAAAAUAAGCUACUAAAACGGAUGGACGGGUUGGAUUCCUCAAAAACAUCACGGUGGACCCCACCCAGCAUCCUUGCGCAGGAACUUCCCUUUCGCAGUAAAUCCGCGUUGCAAGUUACCGCAUUAACCAACACUAUAAAUAAAAGCACUAACAGCCUCAAAUAUUCAAAACCAAAAAAUCACAAUGGCGAGAAUCGUCCUCUCCAUCAUUCUCUCGUACGCGUUCAUCACCAUCAUGGCAUGCCCCGCCCACGCCCACGGCACGUCGCCAAUGAAGAAGAAGUUCCCCGCCGUUCUAGUCUUCGGCGAUUCUACUGUCGACACAGGCAACAACAACUAUAUUGAUACAAUGUUGAAGGCUGACCACCCGCCCUAUGGUGUGGAUUACCCUGAUUAUGAGGCCACGGGCCGCUUCUCGGAUGGUCGGCUGAUGCCCGAUAUGCUAGUGUCCGAGCUAGGCAUAAAGGAAUCGUUACCGCCAUUCUUGAAUCCAUUGCUAUCGGAUGAUGAGAUCAAGACCGGUGUUAACUUUGCGUCAGCGGGUUCCGGUAUCGAUGACCUGACCACAGUAGCAACUGGCGUGAUACCGGUGUCGAGGCAGCUUUCGAUGUUUAAGAACUAUAUAACUAGACUUAAGUCAAUCAUAAGUGAUCAAGAGGCUAAUAAGACAAUUAGUAAUGCACUAAUCUUGAUUAGUGCAGGGACUAAUGACUUUAUAUUCAACUGGUAUGAUAUUCCUUCAAGGAGGUGGCAGUUCCACAACAUUAGUGGGUACCAAGAUUUUCUACUGCAAAAGCUACGUAAUCAGCUCGAGCAAUUAUACCAUCUCGGCGGUAGAAAGUUCAUCGUGCCGGGCCUUGCGCCGAUCGGCUGCAUCCCAUUUCAAAUAACUACAAAAUUCAAGAAACCAUUGCAACGGGUGUGCAUUGAAGAACAAAACUUGGAUGCUACCAUCUACAAUGCAAAGCUCAAGAAUCUGUUGCCUGAAAUCCAGUCUUGGCUGCCUGGAAGCAGAUUCGUCUAUGCUGGUGUCUAUGAUCCAGUUGCUGACAUGGUCAAUCAUCCCGAAAAAUAUGGAUUUGUGGACACCAAGAGAGGAUGUUGUGGGACCGGUUUUCUUGAAAUAGGCCCACUUUGUAACAUCCACACUGCUACUUGUAAGGAUGCUUCUAAGUUCUUAUAUUGGGACGCCGUACACCCAACCGAAGCAACCUACAAAGUACUUUCGAAACAUCUACUCGAGCUUCUUCUGGCGCGGCCAUUAUAG